ACAAAAAACCAGCACUGUCGGUUCCAAAAUGACACCUUUUAUUUGGACAACUGGAAGAUCGCAAGAAAAGUGUCCUUUUCUGCAAGUUUUCGGGAUCAAUGUUUUCUGCAAACUUUCGGGAUCAAUGUUUCCUGCAAGCUUUUAGGAUCAGUGUUUCCUGCGACCUUUCGGGAUGAAUUAGGAAAUAAAACAUGCUCUGUGUUUUAUAACAGUGAUUUCCCACCCACCCCCCAACAUGACGUAACAUUAGCUAAAUCGCUAACGACAUGUAAAUCUCCCAGACUGCUUUCAAUAGUCACUGGGAGAUCGAUGCCUCUUUCAGUAGCCUCGUGGCCGAGCUGGGAGGGUUGGCAACCCUAAAUAGUGGUAAAUAGAAGGGGGAAAAAUACCACACUUCUCAUGGUAUUACCCAUUCACGCUUCCUUUUCACUGUCAAGCCAUAUGUGCUGUUGCAUUAAUUGAGACGACUCCAUCUGUAUUUGACCCCCAACAAACUAUCGUUUUCCUCUGUCUCAAAUCUUCAUCCUUAAAACUGAUCUCUAAUAACAGAUGUGGGGGCAUCUCAGGGACUGAACUAAGGGAGAAACUUCUUGAACUGAAAGGCAGCUAAAGGUUCUCUGGAAAGGAAGGUUUUACCGGACUUGAAAAACUUUUCUAGCUUUUAAUUUGACUUCAUUCUUAACCAGGAGAAAAACUACACCUCCCAAGAGACCUUGAGCAGGCUUGCGCAUGCGCACACGAGGCUGCUUUAAAAGAAACGCCGUUCCCAGCAUGCUGAGGGCUCGGUGCGCAUGCGCCAGUGCUCCGCGCGCGGACUACACUUCCCGCCGUGCCUCGCGCUGCGCCGGGCGACGGGUCCCGCGUGUGGCCCAUCUUCCUCCACCCCCGCCAUGGAGAUGGAGAUGGACGCGGGCUCCAUGGUGUCGGGGUUGUCCGGGGGACACGGCGGCGGCGCCGCCCCGCCCGGGGACGAGGACGAGGACGUGGAGGUGGAGGGCGCCCCGGGCUGCUCCGGGGCCCGCGCCUUGCCCUUCGCCUUCGAGCGGAGCCGCUCCGAGUCUAGCGUGGACGGGGACGAGGAGGACGAGGACGAGGAGCUGGAGGACGAGGAGCUGCCGACCGGGCCCGGCGCCCGCUUCAGGGCCUGCGGCGGCGGCGACGAGCUCGACUCGGACGAAGACCGCGAGCGUAUGAUAAACCUUUCUGAGUUGAAUCCGUACAUCUUGUGUUCCAUCUGCAAAGGUUACUUUAUAGAUGCUACAACCAUUACAGAGUGCCUUCAUACCUUUUGUAAAAGCUGCAUAGUAAGACAUUUUUACUACAGUAACCGAUGUCCAAAAUGUAACAUUGUUGUACAUCAGACACAGCCUCUUUAUAAUAUCAGGCUGGACCGACAGUUACAAGACAUAGUGUAUAAACUUGUUGUCAAUUUGGAGGAAAGAGAGAAAAAGCAAAUGCAUGACUUUUACAAAGAAAGAGGUCUAGAAGUACCUAAACCAGCUAUCCCACAACCAGUCCCUGUGAGCAGAGGAAGGCCACGAAAAGUCCUGGGAUCAGUUUUCCGAAUCCCACCAGAACUUGAUGUCUCAUUACUUUUAGAGUUCAUUGGAGCUAAUGAAGGCACGGGGAAUUUUAAGCCAUUAGAAAAGAAGUUUGUGCGAGUUUCAGGAGAGGCAACAAUUGGACACGUGGAGAAAUUCCUUCGAAGAAAAAUGGACCUUGACCCUGCUUGUCAGGUAGAUAUAAUAUGUGGUGAUCACUUGCUGGAGCACUAUCAGACACUGAGGGAGAUCCGUCGAGCGAUAGGAGACAGUGCAAUGCAGGAUGGUUUACUUGUGCUGCACUAUGGUCUUGUGGCAUCUCCACAAGCCAUAACGUAAAGCUGGCUAAAAUAUUGGAAGAAAGGAUCAAAGGCGUGAAGCUUCCUCAGUGCUCUGUCUCACCAAAGAAGGUCAUCUUGCUUGCUUCCUGUCACAGGAAAUAAAUGAACCACCACUAACUGCUGUACACUUGUAACUUGGUGUUUGACUUUACCACUGUAAAAAUUGCAGCUGCUGUAAGUACAGCUCUAAACAUUACAAUGCUUGAUAUUACAUACGACUGUCUUUAAACUGUAGCCAGCUCAGGGAAUGGAAAACAUUCAGAGUUGCUGAAUUGAUUUGUAAAUGCUAUUUAAACCAAUGUGAGCACACAGGGUUAACUUCCUUUCUCUGCUCUGAACUUAAUCUUGGGUAGGUCCGUGGCUGUUUUAUAUCUCCAACAGGACCUUGCAUACCUCUGACAUAUAUAUGGCUGGAAUGGUGCUCUCAGGGAUGAUUUUCACUUGACAGUGUCAUUUUUCUCUGGAAUAGAGAGAUUAUUUCUUUAAAUCAAAUGUGCAGGAGCCGUCUUGAUCUAGAAAUAACGGGAGAAGAUUUUGUCAAAUAUGUAGACCAAAAUGGGUAGUUAAACUCCACAGUCUUAAGCAUUGAUUUUUUUUCAUAUUUAUUAUACCAGUAGCAUUAGAACAUAGAAUUUCAUUUUCUUGGCAAGAAAUUUGAUCUGCACUAGAGCCCGAACUGGUAGUCGAUAGACUCGUAUUAACUACCAUGUAGCCAGAUGCUGAAUGGUAGCACUCUUUUUUUUGCUUCCAGAAACAUGGGCUGCCAGUAGGUUAUUCUGUGCACAUCAGAGACCAGUUGAGGGCCCUCUUUCCAUCUGCAUGCUCUCUGUAAAAUAAUUAGAUGUGCAGCCUGCUUCUACUCACAUCAAAGUCUAAUAGCUGACUGGACUGGCAGCAGGGCUGAACCUUUCUUCCUAUCACAUCACCUUACACCUGCAGCCAAAAUGACAGCUCUCUCGUUCUCUUCCAAGGGCUGCCUUGUAACAACUGCUCCUGCAUUAUAACGGAGACUAUUUUGGAAGCUGCUGGGUGCUGUAAUCAACUCCUAUCUCUCCACUACUUGUAAAGCUGUACGAAGGGUAUUAGGUAGCUUUAAUUUUAAUAGACUGUAGCUCAUGAUCAUCGAAUAUUUCAAGGUUCUGUUUUUGUUGAAGACUCUCACCAUUUCUUCUAUAGGUAUAAAGACCAGAGCUGUGCAUGGUGUGGUUUCACUGCAUGCGAGGCCUGUAAGUCUUUAAACAAAUGCUUGUUUUGCCUGUGAAAGUAUCCUAUUAAGGAAAGAUCUUGUUUACCUAAAAUAAUAUUUUUUGAUGCUUCUGAAAAUGUAACAAAAAAAUAUUUUAUAGCCAAGAUUUCCAGUUUAUUUUCAAGGUUUGUAUAAAAGCAGUGCUGAAAAUGGAGCAGAAAAGGGAUGGUUUUGUAAACGUGUUGUGCAUUGUGUUGAUAAGAGAGUAUAUAUUGUAACAGGUAAAUAAAGUUUUAUUUUGGCCUAUUUGAAA
Messenger RNA from Gavialis gangeticus (Gharial), 3381 nucleotides. It is a transcript of the gene PCGF6, whose product is annotated as polycomb group ring finger 6. The transcript is spliced from 10 exons. Gene Ontology annotation, cellular component: PRC1 complex. Lineage: Eukaryota; Metazoa; Chordata; Crocodylia; Gavialidae. Bases 792 to 1880 code for a protein of 362 amino acids. Gene Ontology annotation, biological process: regulation of transcription by RNA polymerase II. The record is from RefSeq and is a predicted model, not a curated record.